GAAAGAGACAGGAGCAUUCACUGGAGCCCCUGCUUUGGAUUUUGCCUAGACCCAGGUGACCCCGAGUGGGAGGCCCCAGACUAGCCUGCCAAGAUGGGUGAAAUAGAGCAGAUGAAGCAAGAGGCUGAGGAGCUGAAGAAGAAGAUUGAGGAUGCUCGAAAAGCUUGCGCUGACACUACACUUGCUCAGCUUGCGUCUGGGAUAGAAGCGGUCGGGCGCAUACAGAUGCGUACACGUCGAACCCUGCGUGGACACCUGGCCAAGAUCUAUGCUUGUCACUGGGCCACAGAUUCCAAGCUCAUGGUCAGUGCCUCACAAGAUGGGAAACUCAUUGUGUGGGACACGUAUACAACCAACAAGGUUCAUGCCAUCCCUCUCCGCUCCUCCUGGGUCAUGACCUGUGCCUAUGCCCCGUCAGGGAAUUUUGUGGCCUGUGGAGGUCUGGACAACAUGUGCUCCAUCUACAGCCUGAAGAGCCGUGAAGGGAAUGUGAAAGUGAGCCGGGAGCUCUCGGCCCAUACAGGCUACCUUUCCUGCUGUCGAUUCCUGGAUGACAAUAACAUUGUGACCAGCUCUGGGGACACCACAUGCGCCCUCUGGGACAUUGAGACAGGACAGCAGAAGACCGUGUUCUUGGGUCACACUGGGGAUUGCAUGAGCCUGGCCGUUUCCCCAGACUUCAAUCUCUUCAUCUCUGGAGCUUGCGAUGCCACUGCCAAGCUGUGGGAUGUCCGUGAGGGCACCUGCCGCCAGACGUUCUCAGGACAUGAGUCCGAUAUCAAUGCCAUCAAUUUCUUCCCCAGUGGUGAAGCCAUCUGCACUGGUUCUGAUGAUGCCACCUGUCGCCUCUUUGACCUUCGGGCAGACCAGGAGCUCAUUGUCUACUCACAUGAAACCAUCAUCUGUGGUAUUACCUCAGUUGCAUUCUCCCGCAGUGGGCGCCUCCUACUGGCUGGAUAUGAUGACUUCAACUGCAACAUCUGGGACUCUCUAAAAGCAGAGCGUGUUGGAAUCCUGUCUGGACAUGACAACCGGGUGAGCUGCUUGGGAGUAACUGCAGAUGGUAUGGCUGUGGCUACCGGCUCUUGGGACAGCUUCCUGAAAAUCUGGAACUGAAGACAAAACGAAAAGAGGAGGGAGAUUGUGGGGAAUGCUCCCCAGACAUAUAAUUUACUGAGUACCACUACUACUGGUAUUUCUGCUUGUUCAGGCAGACUUAUUGAUCCAUGACACUUUCCUACCUGAAGGAGAAGCUCAGGGAAAAGGUCUAACCCGGCCCAUUUCCCCAACAUUCUUUCUUGCCCUCCCCACAAGCUCAGGGAUCCCCCAUUAGUGCGACUGCUUCAAGGAUACACUCCAGUGAGAGGCAGCCCCCCUUAAGUAACUCUGCCAGCUCACUUCACUUGAAGCUACAGAACACCCGUAUGGGAUCCUAACCCAUUUCUAAGUCCCCUAAAUCAGAAGCACACAAGUAGAACACACACACUUUCCUUGCUACCCUCCAUUUUUUAAAUUCCUUCUCUGCUUUUAUCACGCUUGUCAAACCAUGGGGCCCUCAGCUAUCACAACCAUCACCCCAGUAACCGAUCUCAGGAUCACUCCUCCCUCUGUGAAAAGAGGUUUCAAACCAAGGGUUCUAUACUUAUCUUUAUUCGCUUUUAUCUCAAAUAAGGAACGAAGAGUAUAUUUGCUCAUGGCUUUAAUCUAUGCAUUUGUACGGGGGGCUUACUGCCUCCCUCUUGGGCACCGGAGCCAGGGAAUAUUUAAUGCAGCCCUGCAGUCAUAACACCCUACAGUUCCUUACCUAUUGUGUAUGGUAUACUCUUCCUGCUCCAGCAUCCAUUAGAUUCCCCUUAGCCACUGCUUUGAAAUGUAACUGUACCAUAUAGGAGUUUUAGAGCCCAGGCAAAAUAAAAGUGACAUAGCAGAAGCACCGGCUCAAGCUGCAUCAUUUGAGACCAACACCCUGGGUCAGGCUGA
Messenger RNA from Rhineura floridana, 1980 nucleotides. It is a transcript of the gene GNB3, whose product is annotated as G protein subunit beta 3. The record is from RefSeq and is a predicted model, not a curated record. Lineage: Eukaryota; Metazoa; Chordata; Lepidosauria; Squamata; Rhineuridae. The transcript has 10 exons. Gene Ontology annotation, biological process: G protein-coupled receptor signaling pathway. Bases 94 to 1116 code for a protein of 340 amino acids. Gene Ontology annotation, molecular function: signaling receptor complex adaptor activity; protein binding. Gene Ontology annotation, cellular component: cytoplasm; heterotrimeric G-protein complex.